GCGCCGCUUCCUAAACUACACUUCCCAAGCUCCCUCCUGGGCGGGGCGCGGGGCGGGGCGCGGCUGGUACCGGCCGUGGGGAGGGCAGGAUGCUGGAGAUGGCGGCGGCGGUGGAAAUGCGGCUGUAGCGCUGCUGCUCUGUCUCUCUGUGCUUCGCCUCGGGCCGCGCCUGAGCAAGGAGCACCUGUGAGGAAGCGGGGCUGCCGCCCCGGGGCGGCUCGGACUGCGCUGUGCCUCCCGCCCAAUAAAGAAGAAUGUCUUUGUUUAAAGCUAGAGACUGGUGGUCCACCGUACUUGGAGAAAAGGAAGAAUUUGACCAAGGCUGCCUGUGUGUUGCUGAUGUUGAUAAUAGUGGCAGUGGACAAGAUAAAGUUAUUGUGGGCAGUUAUAUGGGAUACCUCCGAAUCUUUAAUCCACAUCCUGUGAAACCUGGAGAUGAAGUACAGCCCGAAGACUUACUCUUGGAAGUGCAGUUGCGAGAACCAAUAUUGCAGGUGGAAGUGGGAAAAUUUGUUUCUGGUACCGAAGGACUUCAUCUGGCUGUGUUGCAUUGCCGAAAACUCUGUGUAUAUGCUGUUUCAGGAACUCUGGGAAAUGUGGAACAUGGGAACCAGUAUCAAAUUAAGCUGAUGUAUGAGCACAAUCUUCAGAGAACUGCUUGUAAUAUGACUUAUGGUCCAUUUGGUGGUGUAAAAGGUCGAGAUUUGAUAUGCAUACAGUCCAUGGACGGGAUGCUUAUGUUGUUUGAACAGGAAAGCUAUGCUUUUGGCCGCUUUUUACCCGGUUUUCUUCUGCCUGGUCCCUUGACUUACAGCUCUCGCACAGAUUCUUUCAUUACAGUGUCUUCAUGUCAACAGGUUGAGAGUUACAAAUACCAAGUGCUGGCAUUUGCGACAGAUGCUGAUGAAAGACAAGAAACAGAACAGCAAAAACUUAGCUCUGGAAAAAGACUUGUGGUGGAUUGGGUUCUAAACAUCGGAGAGCAAGCCCUGGAUAUAUGCGUUGUCUCAUUUAAUCAGGGAGUUUCUUCUGUUUUUGUGCUUGGUGAGAGAAACUUCUUUUGCCUUAAGGAUAAUGGGCAAAUACGAUUUAUGAAAAAGCUUGAUUACAGUCCGAGUUGCUUCAUUCCUUAUUGUUCAGUGCAAGAAGGAACAAUAAACACUUUAAUUGGAAAUCACAAUAAGAUGUUGAAUGUUUAUCAAGAUGUUACACUGAAAUGGGCCACUCAACUUCCCCACAUUCCUGUAUCAGUAAGAGUAGCGAAUUUUCAAGACUUGAAGGGUGUUAUAGUCACUCUGACUGAUGAUGGGCAUCUUCAGUGUUCAUACCUUGGAACUGAUCCUUCAAUCUUCCAGGCUCCUAAGGUUGAUGCUAGGGAAAUAAACUAUGAAGAAAUGAAUGCUGAAAUGAAAGAGCUUCAAAAAAUCAUCAGGGACGCCACAAAAACACAAGAUAUUUUACCUGAAUCUGAAAAACAGAGAGAUCUAACUGUCACAGCAGAAGUUUCACCUGAUUUGGAUGCAGAAUCUCAAGCCUUUGAGAGUGAAGUAAAAGCAGAGGCAGUACCAUCAGUCACAGUAAAGAUAACAGUACAGAGCAGAGUGGCUGCGCAGAAGCCGAGCCUGGCAGUCUGUGUGCAAGCUCCGUUAGCAGUGACCUGUGACCAGUUCGUCUUUGAUGAUUUAGAACCAGAUUCAUCUGAAACUGUGGUCCUGUCUGUCUUUUUGAAGGGGAAUUGUACUCCGUCAGAACUAGAAGGAAAUUGCAUGGUUUCAUAUAAUAUACCAACAGAGCUCAAUCCUGAAGGAAUACCGAGAGUUGCGCAGUGUAACUUCAGUCUGCCUUUGCGGUUAGUUUGCUUUCCAUCUCAGCCUUCAAAAGCAGCAAACCACAAGCUAACUAUAGAUACCAACAAACCUCCCGUCACUUUUCUCACCAUUUUUCCAGACUUUAUUGAUCCAUCUGAGGGUGACCAGGCAAAUGCUCUGGGAUUUCUAUUUUUAACUGGUUCAAAAACGACUCUUCUUGCUUCAAAAACAUCACAACGAUAUAGGAUCCAGAGUGACCAGUUGGAAGACCUUUGGCUGAUAACAAAAGAGCUCACACGCCGACUAGAGGAACAUUUCAAGAAGCAAAACUGCAAAGAUUUUGCAUGUACCUUUUCUGGUUCAAUUCCCCUGCAAGAAUAUUUUGAACUAAUUGAUCGACAUUUUGAGCUACGUUUGAAUGCUGAAAAAUUUCAGGAACUGUUAUCUGAAAGGGCCGUACAGUUUCGAGCUAUUGAGCGACGACUGCUGACACGAUUCAAAGAUAAAACUCCUGCUCCUCUUCAACAUCUGGACACCUUGCUAGAAGGAACAUUUAGAGAGGUAAUAGCUCUAGCAGAUGCAGCAGAAGAAAAUCAAGCCAACGUGUUCCAGGCGUUCACAAAGUUGAAAAGUGCCACCCAUCUGGUGAUUAUGCUGAUUAGUUUGUGGCAGAAGCUCAGCACUGAUCAAGUUGCUAUUCUGGAAGCUACGUUUUUGCCAUUAGCAGAAGAUACACAAGAGCUGGGUUGGGAAGAAACUGUGGAUGCUGCAGUUUCUUACUUGUUAAGAACUUGUUUGUCAAAGAGCUCUAAAGAGCAGGCCCUGACUCUCAGCAACCAACUGUGCAUGCCCAAAGAUACCAGCAGACUGAAGAAGAACAUCACCCUCUUCUGUGAUAGAUUGGCCAAAGGUGGUCGCCUCUCAUUAAGUACAGACUUGGCCACUCAGCAAGCUGCUGUCAUGCCAGGUGGCUGUGCUACAAUCCCAGAGUCUGAUUUAGAGGAAAGAACUGUUAUACCGGGCUCCACAGCAAUGUUUUCCAGUCACGGGCAGAUCACAAAGCAGAAAUCCAAGCAUGGUAUUUUGAAGAUCUGUAAGUCCGUGUUUUUUCCUGUAAUGUCUUUUUAUUAUUUUGUGGUUUGUCUGAGGAUGCAGCAGAGGAAGCGAAAAACCAUGAAACCUGAAGACAACCCUCAGGAGGAAUUUCUAUCUGAUGUCUGAUGCAUUUAUAAUGCAGUAGUACUGAUACAUUUUAAUCUGUACUGAUUGCAGUUUCCAGAAGGAGAGGACUGUGCUAAUUUAUUAAAAAAAACCAAACCAAACAAGUUACCUUCUAAUAAUUUUGGUUGGGUCUCCCUUAACAACUACUAGCAUCCUUUCCAUGAGCAAAGUUUAAGCACUUACCUAACUGUUGUAGGGGUGUUGUGUUGUAUUUUACAAUAUAUCAUCCCUUUCUAAGGAUUCAGUUGAUUGAUCAAAGACUGUUUACACAUAGUUAAAAGCAGCCUUUGUUUCAGGAUAUGUUUUAUCUUUUUUAAAAAGAUAUUCUGAACUGCACCUCCCUUUGAGAUUAUAUUAACAUUUGUUAUAUCACAGUUUUGACAAAAGAUAACUAUCUCGUUUCCUCUUGUACUAACGUUCACAAUUCCAGACAGCUGAAUUCACUACCAGAAGAAAAACUGGUAAUCCAUCAACUCUUUUUCUCCUCUCUCAUUGCUUAUACAGACUCCUGCUCUCUAGAGAUAUAGAGUAAAAUAUGGUUACUGGACAUAAAGGGCAAACCCUUUUGCCAUUAACUAUGUCACUAUGAAUGGGAAUAAAGUUUACACUGUAAGUACGUUGAGCACAGAAACACAUGGAUCUUUUUAUGGUUACCUGUGUUUUUCUUGUCAAUCAGUCUGUUCUAGUUAUGGGCAAGAUUUUCAAAAGUAACUAACAAUUUUCGAGUGCCUUAAUUUUUAUUAAUCUGAUUGGAGGAUGCUUUGAGUGUUGUGUAUUUAGAAAGUGGUGAGUAUUUGCCUUCUGAAGGUCAGGUCCAUGCAAGGUAAUUGAAAUGCAACGCCCAGCAACUGAGGUGAACUUUGAGAGGACCUUGGCCUAGAGUUUGGAAGAGUCAGGCUCAUGUCUGGAUUUCUGAGACUGAGUUAAGAUAUUACUAAAAUGUACUUGGAAAUGAAAAUAACUGAGACCUGGGUCAGAUGUAUAAACAGCAUUUGAAUGAGCUUUCUUCUGACUGUUGCUGGUUCAUACCAAAAUACAAGUUGGCAGUCUCUUGGAUGGCAGAUAGAAAAUGCACUGAUAGUCUCAGUUUAGUUUCUGGUAGAUGCAAUUGUCUGAGCCAUCUCCACAGUCCAUGUUCCUGUUGAUCUCCUCAACAGGGGUUCACCAACUCCUGUUCUAGCUGUAGAAUAGGCCCCUCCAACUCACUUUUGUUUUUGAAAAUCACAAGAGAUUGUGACAGUUGCUGUGGUCGAUGCUAGCUUCAUUGUGGACAAUAAGGAGACACUGCUUUUCCAGAAUGUCUUUAGCCAUCAACCUUCAUCCUCUCCAUAUCUAUUUUCAACUUCUUUGCAUCCACCCCUGAAACAAAACCAGCUUUACACUACUUGUGUAUUUGCUGCUUAACCCUCUGUUCCUACUCUAGUUCAGUAAACGUAACUGUUUCAAGGAGCUUUUUUAACAUGUUAGCUAUUAAAUAGAGCUCAGUAGCCUGGGAACUGGGUAAGGCCUCUGAUACUUCUAGGGCUGAAGUGAGCCAUAACUCUCCAUAAGAAUGACUUUGUCCCCCAGGAGAUCUCAGAUAUCUACAAGUUGUGGGGCCAGAAAUCUUGCUUCUUUCUCAGGAAGGAAAAAUCCUACCCCCUGCUUGUUAUGGAGUGAUUCUGCUUUCUGAGUUUUCUUCACUCUGAUCCCUCCCCCAUGGUUUUUGUCAGGAGGGUAGUAUCCAACUCAUUGUCAAGAUACCCUGCUGCUCUGUGAAAAUUACACAAUAAAAUAAUCUCCUGUAGUCUCUGAACACACCUCAGUGACCAAAGAAAAUCCAUGGAGAACUAAUCAAUUACUGUAGCUAUUAGGCUUAAAAGUUAACUAUAGAUCUCAAAUCUUCUUUUGUCCUCUUGUCAGUGGCUACUAGGUUAUCUAGAAAAAUCAAGCACAGUUACUACCAAAAGCCAUAAUUGUGUGGAAUCCUGGACCAAAGAAUCCUAAGCUAUAGGCAUAUAAUAUAACUGGAAAGUACACUGCUAUGAGACUUCUUUGAAACAUAUUACUCUGUCAUAAUUCCCAUUAUUGAAUGUGAUCCCAGUGCUCAGAGCUGUCGGGCUUCAUUGGGUUUUUAAGGUAAAUGACGAGUAGGCACUCAAGUCAAUUAUAUCAUCCACUCUUAUUUAAGUUAUUUUCUGUCAUUUUAGGAUGUAAGGCUCAGAAGCCCUCUUAUUUGCCUUUUCCGCUCCAUGCUUUGUAAAAUAAGGUCUCAUGAGAACAGUUUUACAAAAAGGGGAAAAUAUACUGGUAAUAAAGAAGGGGGGAAAGAAAAAGAUAGAACUGUCUAUAGUAGUAAUGUAUGACCUCUUUGUAUAUUGUGCUAAAUUGCAGUGUUUGAGAGUAUCAUCAGAAUUUAAAAGUUACAUUGAGUAAAAAUUACUUAGUUUCCCCCAAUGCCAAAUAGUCCAUCUAAUUCAGAGGAAGGAAGUAAUUGAAAUGUAGUCAUUUACACAGCAAGCUAAGAGGAAAUAUUGUAAAGUAAUUCUUAGCAGUUCUCAAAUGUAGUUUGAAUUUUUAAGAAAGUUCUUUUUGGCUGGAAGAAAAUCAGGCCAAUUACAGGAAGUUUGGAAGCUAGAGAGUUGGCCAACUGAAAAUGUAAGGAAACAUUGUUCAGGGGGAACAAAUGUUUGGUUCUCAUCAGUGAUGUUUCUGAGGCUGAAAGAGACAUUGCUGCCCAGUCAAACUAUUCUGAACAGGAUUUUAGAGUAAUGCCUGGUCAGCUGUUCCAGUCAGCUUAAAUAUGCAGUGUAUCUGCACGUUUAGCUAUUCUAGUAGAAUUUUAUAUGAUUAGGUGGCUCAUGGACAAAAAAUAAUUUUAAAUUAUAAUUUUAUUGAAAAUAAUUUGUUAUACCUAAAAGGGAUUUUGUGACAUUUUCGAAAUCACGCUGUGAGUCAUGGCAUCUUUAUUAUAUAGAACUUUGAAGUACAUUUUAUAAAAUAAGUCCUAAUACAAAGUAUAUAUUUUUCUGUUAAACAGGUAAAUACUUCUAAAGAUUAUUUUCUUGGUAGAGUUUAUUUUUGGAAUGUUAUUAUCCAAGGGCUUUUCUUUAAUUUUGUUUUUCUGCUGUUGCAUUUUAGAAAAACAGAUUAAAACAAUUACUACUCUGAGGACCAAAAUCUGGAGGUCUGGACUCUGCUGAUCUUUUGGGCUUUGUACACAAUGCUGAGUUCAAACUAAGACUGUGGUUUCCAGCUCCAGAUUGAUUCUUCCGUCCAACUAUUAUUCAACUAUGACACAGAAAAACAACAUUUCUCUACUUUCAAGGGGUUGGGUUUUGCUUUAUAAUGUCUUGUUGUUUUCUCUUCUUCAGCAUUUACUGUACAGCGAGAAUUAGAGAUCAGUUUCACUAUUCUUGUAUUGCUUGUAAAGAUUAAUUUACUGCCAUAAACUGAAACUUGCUGAGCAGAGAUUGUAUUUCUAUGUGAAGUCCUUCCAGCAUAAAAAAAAUAGUAAUUACAGAGUAUGCAUCAUAUUAAAUAAGUAUAUUUCCUUCUUAUCAGAAUAUCCUGUUUAUAAAAAAUCUAUUAAAAGAAAAACACUGCAAAAGUGCUGUAAAAUAUGUGACAUACUCCUGAAAUCAA
Messenger RNA from Chiroxiphia lanceolata (lance-tailed manakin), 6653 nucleotides. RefSeq names its product Bardet-Biedl syndrome 9 (gene BBS9). The transcript is spliced from 24 exons. Lineage: Eukaryota; Metazoa; Chordata; Aves; Passeriformes; Pipridae. Gene Ontology annotation, biological process: cilium assembly. Gene Ontology annotation, cellular component: membrane; BBSome. Bases 255 to 3029 code for a protein of 924 amino acids. The record is from RefSeq and is a predicted model, not a curated record.